AUGGCCGCAUACAAAAUAAACCUUAGUGCAUUAAUCUUUCUAAUUUACAUUUUUGUCUUGGAGAAUGUAGUCUUAAGUGAAUAUCGAACAUUAAAUGGAACUAAUAAUGAUAAAGAUAAUUUGGGUGUGAUAAAUAUGCCAUUUGUACGACAACAAGUACCUCUGGACUUCUUUCAAGAUAAUGCCGGAACUAUGAUAUCAACUCCAGGAAAUUAUACUACUCUUGCAACGGCUGCAAGUUGUACUGAUAGGUUACCACCUGGUAUCCUUCCUUUACCUAGAUGCGUCAGUAACAUUCUUCAUUCAUAUCGAUUACAAACGAGUGAUGCUUUUAAUUUGACGCACUUGCAAAAAUUCAAAUCAAAAAGAAGUACCUCUCAUGUGGUAAGAUCAAUCAAUUUAAUAUAUAAUGACGCGAAACAAUAUUUUGGUUUAAAUCGAGCUCGUGAUUGGUCUGAUAUUUCAUCUGAUCCAGAAGUACAAAAACGUUUACGUGACGCGUAUGGUACUGUUGAUCAAGUUGAAGCGUUUUCUGGGGGUCUUGCUGAAGAUCAUGUUCCUGGUUCAAAUCUUGGUCCUUUAUUUUAUCAUACUGCAGGGUUUACUGCUGCGGAAAUAGACACCAUUCACAAUACGACUUUGGCCAUGGUGAUUGCUAGAAACAUUCCAAGUACAUCUUCAAUACCAUCAAAUCUAUGGGUGGUUCAACCGAUUGUCGCUCCUAAUGCCACCGGUCCAAGUUCUUAUUCCCCAUUUAACAUUCUAAAAUUUUCCAACACAUAUCAAGUCCAAUGGAGAAUUGAUGGUUCUGACCUUUAUUUAUUGAUGACAAUGCAAAGUACAAAUGCCUGGUUUGGUAUUGGAUUCAAUUCAUUAGAUGGUGGCAUACCCACUGCUUAUCAGAAACCUCCUCGUGAUACAACUAGUACUUUUCUUACCGUCUUAAGCAAAAAUUCAACUAACGGGUACACUCAAGUAGAAGUAAAACGUCCCCUUAAUGCUCCUAAUCGACGACCAAUUACUAAUUCCGCAAUAACAAGAUCUAUGAGCGUUAACUUUUUUGCUGCAACAACUUAUGGUUCUAUUACUAACCAAGCCAGAGAAAUGCAGUUAAUUGGAACAGAUAUUACCAAUGACUUCUUUUUUGAUCCAAAUGUUCAAACAGUUAUCGCCAAAAAUUUUGAUAAAGAACACGAGUUAUUAUUAUCCAACGAUUUUAAUGAUGGCCCCCUAAACUAUUCAAACAUUCAAUUUAAAGAUAAGAAACCAAACUCUCGUACUCCAAAGUCUGUUGCAAGAUCAAUUGAUUUACUUAAUAGUGUUACGUUUAAAAAUACUCGUGUCGCAAUGCAUAGACAUUCUAAAUUUGCAACUGCUAAAUUGGCAACUAUGGUUGUUGCACGUAUUUCUGAUUAUGAUGAUGAAAAUGUUUCAAGGCCAGUUGUUGAUGGAAUAUUGCCAUAUUCAACAAUUAGCACACCAAAAAUUUCACCUGAAAUAUUUAGAAGAUAUAUUCUUACAAAUAUUGAAGAUGUUACUAGAUAUGAUGCUGAAAAUCCAGUAAAGAAAAUGACUUUUCAAGUCAUCCAUCCAUAUGAAAAAUUACCUGAAAUUUUACCUGGUGAUUACAUUGAAAUCAUGAGCUAUACAAAUAAAGCUACUGUUGUCAGGCCUUAUACGUUACUUAAAGGUCCUUCUGAUAAUACCUUUUCGAUCAUUGUUAAAAUAUAUAAAGAUGGUGUAAUGUCUCAACAUUUGGGUAAACAACUCAAAAACUUUGAGAUUGCAGUCAGAGGACCAUUUGAUAUAUCAGAACGAAUUGAACAAUCUAUAUCAUCCACUACUUCUGAUACAGGUUUACGACGUAGACUACGUGCAAGUCUUUUGAGCACAUCUGGUCGUAAGCUUUCAUAUGCAAAAUCAAAUGCAGCAUUUAGUGGAUAUGGCAGUGUUUCUAGUGAGGAUAAUGAUCAACCUGCACCUAGAAUUUUAUUAAAUCAUGCUAGGGAAGAUAAAUGUUGGGAUUACCUUUUCCUCGUUUGCGGUGGUACAGGCUAUGUAGGAACUAUCGAUGAUAAUUUAUUAUACAAUUGGAUUAGUACAAAUUAUAAUGUUCAACAACCUCCUGAAAUUCCAGAAAGACCAAAUUUUAUGCAAUUACAAUCACCUCAACCACUUAGUACACUUAUUACAAAUCCUGAAGAACUUUAUAAUGAUAAUUUUAAUCAAUCUGAUGAUCAUAUAGUUACAAUGUCUCCAACAUCUAUUGAUCAAGCUGAAAGUCCUUUAUCUAGGUCUCCAACCAGGUCACCUGACUUCAAAUCUUCUAUUUAUACUACAACAAAUGCAAUGGUAAUUCUUAAUGAAAGGCACGAAUAUAUGAAACUUUUGGCAAAUGAUAAUUCACGUCAAUUAAGAGUUAUGGUUUGUGGUCCUCCAGCUAUGAUGGAGAGUGUUAAAUUAUCUUUAAACAAGAUUGAAAUGAUAAAAAGACUUUCUAAUGAUAAAGCAUUCUAA
Messenger RNA from Racocetra fulgida, 2517 nucleotides. The record is from the annotation of a GenBank genome assembly. Lineage: Eukaryota; Fungi; Glomeromycota; Glomeromycetes; Diversisporales; Gigasporaceae.